Molecule: messenger RNA, 608 nt
Organism: Chara braunii
Lineage: Eukaryota; Viridiplantae; Streptophyta; Charophyceae; Charales; Characeae
Source: the annotation of a GenBank genome assembly
ACAAUCGAUUCGAUCAUCCAUAAAUUAAUUGUUUUUUUGUUAUUGAUGGAUUGAUUCCACCGCUUGAAAAAAAAAACGAAAAAAGUGCGUUUGAAGUUUCUCUUGUGACUUUCAUGGUCCGUAGUUGCGCUGAUUUAAACCGGAAACGCUGGCGAGGAAGAGGAGGAAGAGGAGGAGGACGAGGAGAAGGGGGAGGAGGAGGAGGGGAAGGAGGAGGAAGAGGAGGAAGAGGAGGAGGAGGAGGAGGAGGAGGGGGAAGACUAGAAGAGGGGGAGGGGGCAAAGGGGGAGGAGGAGGAGGAGGAGGAGGAGGAGGAGGAAGACUACUUGCUGGAGGAGGAUGAGGAGGAGGAGGUGGAGGAGGAGGAGGAGGAGGAGGAAGAAGAGGAGGAGGAGGAGGAGGGAGGAGGACUAGGAGGAAAAGGCCGAAGCUGGCGAAGAAGAGGAGGAGGAGGAGGAGAAAGAGGAGGAGGAGGAGGAGAAAGAGGGCGAGGAGGAGGAGAAGGAGCAGGGAGGAGGAGGGAGGAGGAGGGAUGAGGUGGCGGCAAAAGGGCGGUAGUUGCUGUUUUUUUUUUUUUUUUUUUGUUCCUUUUCGAACUUGCCCUCCUU